Molecule: messenger RNA, 3498 nt
Organism: Procambarus clarkii (red swamp crayfish)
Lineage: Eukaryota; Metazoa; Arthropoda; Malacostraca; Decapoda; Cambaridae
Gene: Parp1
Product: Poly-(ADP-ribose) polymerase
Biological process (GO): double-strand break repair; protein poly-ADP-ribosylation
Cellular component (GO): nucleus; nucleolus
Molecular function (GO): NAD binding; NAD+-protein mono-ADP-ribosyltransferase activity; DNA binding
Source: RefSeq, a predicted model, not a curated record
AGGUGCAUCGGUACGCUCCCUCCCAAACACCCGGUCAGUCAUGGCGGACGAACUUCCCUACCGCGCCGAAUAUGCCAAAUCUGGCCGCGCCUCCUGCAGAGGAUGCAAGGAAAACAUCGGAAAAGAAACUCUGCGACUCGCCGUGAUGGUGCAGUCGCCAAUGUUUGAUGGGAAGGUGCCUCAUUGGUAUCAUCAAAUGUGCUUUUUUGGAAAACAACGUCCCCGCACGGUAGCUGAUAUUGCUCACUUUGAUACUUUGCGCUGGGAAGACCAGGAGAAAAUUAAGGCAAAAGUUGAAAGUGGUGGUGGUGGUAGUGUCCCAAGUGGCAAUGUUAAGGCAGGGAAGAAGGGGAAGAAAGCAGCAGCAGGUGGUAUGCUGGAUUUUCUUACUGAAUAUGCCAAGAGUGGUCGGGCUAUGUGUAGAGGAUGUGAGACCAAGAUUUCAAAGGGUGAAAUAAGAAUUAGUAAGAAAGAAUUUGAUAGCGAUCGGGCAAAAAUGUAUGGGCCAGUAGACCAAUGGCACCAUGUAGAUUGUUUUGUCAAAAAACGAGAAGAGCUGCAAUUUUUUGAGAGUGGAGACAUGCUUCCUGGGUAUAACACACUUUCUGCUGAUGAUAAGAAGACAUUAAAGGAAAAGCUGAAGAAAAUUGAAGUGAAACGCAAGGCAGAAGAUGAGCCGGACACUGUAUCUAAAAAAAUUAAAACUGAAGAUGAGGAAGCGGUGCGCAAACAGAGCAAGACAUUGUAUAAGUGUCGUGAUGAGUUAGGCAAAUGCCUUACUAAAAAGGAUCUUAGCAAUAUUUUGGAUCACAAUAAUCAGUUUAUACCCCCUGGAGAGAGCAAGAUGCUUGAUGCCAUUGUUGAUAUUAUGACUUUUGGGGCAUUGGAGCCUUGUGAAGUUUGUAAAGAAUGCAAUUUUCGUUAUACAUCUGGCAAGGGCUAUGAUUGUCGAGGUAAUCUGACGGAAUGGACAAAGUGUACCAAUUUUGUAGAAGAACCUAAACGACGACCAUUCCGUUUACCUGAGGAGCUGAGAGAUAAGUCCCCAUUCUUAAAAAAAUACAAAUUUAAGAGCAUUGGGAAGAGAGUUUGGAUUGAUCAUGGCCCAACUACUGCUGAGGUUGUUCAGAAAGAUGAAAAUGAUGUGACUGUGUCUAAAUCUUCAAAACCCCUGGAAGGUAUGACGUUUGUCAUUGUUGGCAGCCGCUUUACCAAGGACAAAAAAACGAUGAAAAGUAAAAUUAAAGAAUUGGGCGGUGAAGUAGUAACAAAAGUACAAGCAACUACUACAGCUGUUAUUACUACUCAAGAUAUUAUUGGAGGCACAGACAAGAAAAUUGAUGCUGCAAAGACCUUCAAUGUGCACUGUGUGAGUGAAGAUUUCUUGGACGAAGUAGAGAAUGGAGGUGCUGCAUUGAUGAUACAGAAGAAGAGUAUUGCUUCCUGGGGCGGUAAUCCUCAAGAUAGAGUUCAGAGCAGCAAAUCCUCAUCAAAGUCAUCAAAGUUUGAUUCACGCUUUGUUAAAAGCAUGCCAGAGAAACAGAGGAUAAAGCUGAAGGGCGGUGCUGCAGUAGAUCCAGAUUCGAAUAUGGAAAACUCUGCCCAUGUGUACCAGCGAGGAUCCAAACUGUACAAUUGCGUUCUGGGCAUGGUUGAUAUAGCGCGAGGGACAAAUUCUUACUACAAGCUUCAAGUUCUGGAGAGUGAUAAUAAAAAUGGGUGGUGGGUGUUCCGUUCAUGGGGUCGAAUUGGUACAACCAUUGGCAACAACAAACUGGAGGAUUUUGAGGAUCUUAAUGAUGCUGUCAGACAAUUUGAACAACUUUAUGAAGAGAAGACUGGCAACCGGUUCUCUGCAAGCGAAUUUAAGAAAAUUCCAGGGGCUUGGUAUCCCCUGGAUAUUGAUUAUGGCCAGGAUGAUGAUAAGGUGUCACAGCCUGUUGUAGCUGGGUCUAAUAGCAAAUUACCAAAACCUGUGCAGGAUUUUGUUGCGCUUAUCUUUGAUGUGGAUACAAUGAAAAAAUCAAUGGUGGAGUUUGAGCUUGAUCUUAAGAAAAUGCCAUUGGGAAAAUUAAGUAAGAAGCAGAUUCAGAAAGCAUACAAAGUUCUGUCGGAAGCUCUGGAGCUAAUUCAGAAGCUGGAGACGAAACCUGAAGGUGAAACAUUAGUGUCUAGUGCAGCAGGAAUUAAAGCCCAGCUUUUGGACUGUUCUAACCGGUUUUAUACUUUGAUCCCACAUGAUUUUGGAAUGAAGAAGCCACCUCUACUUGAUGAUUUGGAUCUAAUAAAGACAAAGAUUGGCAUGCUAGAUAAUCUCAGUGAGAUUGAGGUUGCCUAUAAUCUUCUCACAUCUGAGGAUGAUGGCGAUAAGGAUGCUGAUCCAAUUGAUAAACAUUACCAUAAGCUCAAGACAAAGAUGGAUGUAUUGGAUAAGGAUAGUGAUGAAUUCAAAAUGAUUCAAGACUAUGUAACCAAUACACAUGCAACAACUCAUUCACACUACAAGCUACUUGUUGAAGAGGUAUUCAAAAUUGAGAGGGAUGGUGAGAAGAAGCGUUACAAGCCGUUUAAACAGCUCAAUAACCGUAAGCUCCUGUGGCACGGCUCUAGACUUACAAACUUUGCUGGCAUUCUUUCUCAGGGUCUUCGGAUUGCUCCUCCCGAGGCUCCCGUUACUGGUUACAUGUUUGGAAAAGGUGUAUACUUUGCUGACAUGGUAUCCAAGUCUGCAAACUACUGUUGCACUUCUCAUAUUAAUCCUACUGGCCUCAUAUUACUUUGUGAGGUUGCCUUGGGUGAAAUGUACGAAAGAACUCGUGCCGAGUAUGUUGAAAAGUUGCCAAAAGGUAAACACAGUACAAAAGGUGUGGGCAAGACGUGCCCUGACCCGAGUGGGGCCCGCAUUCUCAAGGAUGGCGUAGAAGUGCCUCUUGGUAAAGGUAUUCCUUCAGGUGCCAAGGACACUACUCUGUUAUACAAUGAGUACAUUGUAUAUGAUGUUGCUCAAGUCAAUGCUAAGUAUCUUCUCAAACUCAAAUUUCAGUACAACUAUUAGUUUAAUAUUACUAAGUAGGUCAGUCUGUAGAUAGUUUUGGUUUGUAAAUUUACCGAGUAGAAGUGAAAAUUGGUUUUGAUCACCUUGUAAGUGCAUGCGUGUGUUUGAUAACCAAAUGUUAGUGUGUUUUAUGUGAGUGUGGUGCUUUUGUUGUUUCAUCAGAGUAUUAUACACUAAAAACCACAACUUUUCAUUAAUAUCUUUAAAUUCUCAGUGCUGUCUGUAUUUAAAAAUGUAGAACUUUUAGCAAUAGAAAAGUUAAAUCAUAAUAUCAUUGUAUUGCUUUUACGAAAGCAAAAAUAGUUUUAAUUAUAUUUUUUUACUAAUGAAUGUAUAAGGAGCAUGAAUGGGGAAAGAGAUUGCAGUAUAUGCAGUUUCUUUUUGAUUUGUACUGGUGUUAAAAUCCUAGUAUUGUACUUAUAUAAAAUGUACGAACCAAAUGA